Acanthoscelides obtectus is the source of this 4207-nucleotide messenger RNA. The record is from the annotation of a GenBank genome assembly. Lineage: Eukaryota; Metazoa; Arthropoda; Insecta; Coleoptera; Chrysomelidae.
GAUUCGACUACAUCCCGGUAGAGGGCUCUGCAAACCGCUUUUACAGGUUUCAUGGUUUUUUUAUGAUGACCUGUCCUUUUUGACAUGUUUGUCAUUUGUGAAUUUUGAUACCAAUUUCUUGAAUUCAAGAAACCAGAAACCGUAAUGAGUUUCGAAAAGUUCAAAUUUCUUUUAUCAGUGAUUAUCAUUGAUCAAUGAUAAAAGGUUAAUUCGUUGCUUAGCGGUAUGAUGCAUUGGAAUAUGUAUUAGAAAUUCCGUUUAACUUUUACUGGAGAGAAGUUGCACCCCACAUUAGGAAUAAAAUUUACAAAUAUGAGCAAAACUUUAGAGCAUCCAAGGAAUAUAUCAAUGAGACACCGGCUGGAUAGUUUCAGUACGAUAAAUGAAAAACCAGUUGAUGAUAUUUCAGUCAAAUUUUUCUACAACCCUCAUACCAUCACGCUUCUUCUAGCUUCACUUGGGGCUGUAGUUUAUUUUGCUUUUGUUAGAGACACAAGCAAUGUGGAGAACAACAUUUGGGCUGGUAUCCUGUGUUGCUGUUUCUUCUUCUUGGUCAUCUCAAUCCUAGCAUUCCCCAAUGGCCCAUUCACGAGGCCCCAUCCUGCCAUCUGGCGGAUGGUCUUUGGUAUGAGCGUUUUGUACCUCCUGGGAUGUUUGUUUAUACUGUUCCAGAACUAUGAGACGGUUAAAAAUUUUCUAUAUUGGUUUUAUCCAAAGCUCAGAGAUUUUCACAUUGACAUGGACAAAGAGUAUGGUGUGAAUUGUUCGGAUAUUACUGUUGAGAGGAUAUGGAGCCAUAUGGAUGUGUUUGCUGUUGGUCAUUUUCUGGGAUGGAUGUUCAAGGCUGUGCUGAUGAGACAUAUGGGUAUCUUAUGGGCAAUAAGCAUGAUGUGGGAAUUCACAGAACUGGCAUUUGCUCAUUUGCUUCCCAACUUUAUUGAAUGCUGGUGGGAUGCUCUAAUCCUAGAUGUGCUGAUAUGCAAUGGACUUGGAAUAUGGUGUGGACUGAAAAUAUGUAAAAUACUCGAGAUGAGAGAAUACAGAUGGGUAAGCAUCAAGGACAUCCACACUACAAGCGGCAAAAUAAAGAGGGCAGUGUUGCAGUUCACACCCGAAAGUUGGACGUCUGUACGAUGGUUGGAUCCAAAGUGUUCUUAUAUGCGUAUCUUUGCUCUUUGCCAAUUGGUCCUAUUUUGGCAGAUGUCAGAGCUUAAUACAUUCUUCCUCAAACAUGUCUUCGAACUGCCAGCAUCGCAUCCGCUGGUUACUGCCCGUCUCGUUCUCAUAGGAUUAUUUGUAGCACCGUCGGUGAGGCAGUACUACAGCUAUGUAACAGACACUACUUGCAACAGGGUCGGUACCCAGUGUUGGGUAUAUGGCUGCAUCAUGGUGUCAGAAUCGUUGAUCUGUAUCAAACAUGGCCAGGAACUGUUCGAGAGGACGCAAGUGGCAAAUAUCAUCGUGUGGCUUGCCGCUGUGUCAUGUACCACAGGUACUAUCCUGAGUCUCUGACGAGAGACGCAAGUCCGGUGAAGACGAAACCUAGCAGAAUCAAGUUUGAAGAUGGCGACAAGUCUGAGUGAACAGGUGAGAGAAUUGAGGUACGAUUGACGUGUGUUCGGGUUUUUGCCUGACUGAGUGGUAGUUUGAUUGUUGGACCGGUUUUCAAGUGUAACUGUUCAAAAGACAUAUUCCCUACUUUAAGUGUUGUUGCUAAGGAAUAAUAAAAUGCCAAGCAAUUUAUAUAUCUGACUUCUAACAAAAAUUAUAAAUUCUCCUAUCCUUAUUCGGACAUUACUGGGAUAGGAUAAAUUUCAGAAACAUAACAAAAUCCCAAAUUCAAUUAGCUUACAAUUCGUUGUGAGACACUUUAAAUAUUCAUCAUGUUUUUCCAAAACAAAAAUUUGUAAUUUUAGUAUAUGAUUUCUGAUGUUCUAUCCUUGUUUUCUGCUGUUGUUUCUAAUAUUAAUAUUAUAUUAGGUUGUUCGCAAAUUUCUUGCGGUUUUUAACCUUCAAAUUCAGAGGAGCAUAAAUCUCAGCUUUAACAAAACUUAUUUAUCAAAAUUAAAACCAUUAGAAUCGAUACACUUUUGCCAAUGAGGAACAAGUUUAUUUAUGCCGCUAACGUAGAAAUCCGGAGUUCUGGAGGCGAUGAACAUGGAAGGCAUUUUUGGCAUCGUCAUUGUUAUUGAAGCAUUUCUCGCGAAGGAAGUUGUCGAGGUGUUUGAAAAAGUGGUAGUCGGUGGGCGAGAGGUCCGGCGAAUAUGGUGGAUGAGGCAGAGUUUCAUAGCCCAAUUCAUUCAACUUUUCAGGGUCGGUUGUGCGACGUGUGUCCAAGCGUUGUCGUGUAGGAGAAUUGGUCCCUUCAUAUUGACCAAUCUAGGGCACAUAAGUCGGAGCUUCUGAUGCAUUUCGUCGAUUUGCUGGCUGUACUCCUCCACCGUAAUUGUUUCUCCCGGAUUUAGAAAGCUGUGGUGAAUGAGACUGGCUGCAGACCACCAAACAGUCACCAUAACCUUCUUUGGAUGGAGUUUCGGCUUCGCUCACGAACAGUUGUGCGCGGGUUUGCUUCCACCAGGGCCUUUAAUUCGUCGUUGUCAACAUCAUGUGGCCGACCACUGCGCAUCUUCAAGGCUCACGUCACCGCUGCGGAAUUUGUUGAACCACCAUUGUGCCGUACGUUCGUUACUGGUUCCUUGGCCCAAUGCAUUGUUGAUAUCGCGACCUGUCUCGUCAAUUUUUAUACCUAAUUUGAACAGGAAUAAGAAAAUCGUGCGAAUUUGCAUCUUGUCCAUCCUAUAUUUGAAGUAUUGAAAAAACAAAUUAUCGUAAAACAAAACGAAUACUACGACUAGAUAGAGCGAAAAAAGUGCUUUAAAAUGGUAUAUAAAGUCAAAGUAUUUUAAAUGAAUUUUAGUGUAAAAUACAAUAUUUAAAAUAUAAAUAACAAAAGCCGCAAGAACUUUCCGAAGAACCUAAUAAUUUCAACCAAUAUAGAUGUAUUUUUUGCUUAUUCAUAUAAUUGUGUGAUUUAUUUAUUGUAACAGUACCCCAGUAGUUGAACCUAACUUGCGAUGAUCAUUACAAAAUUGGACCAUCACAAAACUAUUUGUCAGCUUAAAUUAUCUGAUUACUUAAAGUGAACAAAUAGCCUAUGAUUCUUAUUUGUAUACUGAAUACAAAUACAAAUACCGACAAGUUAUUUCCCCGGACAUGGUGAAGGUUUCACCAUUAUAAUAAUAUUUUGCAGCUGUUUGAUAUUAUAUGUAUAUUUUUGAAUAUCGUUCCAAACUUGGAGAAAAAAACUUGUUGUGAAUUUAAAUAUUUAUAACUGUAUAUACUGUAGUCAUUCAAGGUAGUAAACAAUUAAAUGUGAUUUUUAGACAAAUCAUUACAAUGGCUUUUCCUACCAAAAAACAUAAUUAUUUACGCAUCUCACCCAAAACAUAUUUUGGGAAACGAAAACUGAUCGAUCAAAAGCGCCGCUUUCACGGUGACUUAAGUGUCUUUACAGAGCAGGGGCGGAUCUAGAAAAUAUGUUCAGAGGGGGUCCUUAUAAAAGAAGUGCCGGGGGAAGGGAGUCAGGAUUCAUGUUCGUCUCGAGGGGGGUCGUCGCAAAUUGAGAAACAUUCAAAUUUAUAUAAACUCUGAUAUUUCGGGGGGUGUUCGGACACACUGGGCACCGCCCUGGAUCCGCCACACAGUAAGUGAUCACUUCGGUAGCCAAUGCUAAAAUGAACUCGAUGAUAUAUUUAUCUAUGUUGAUAAAAAUUCUAGACCAAAGACAGAGUAUUUUUAGAUAUUUUAUGGUGAGACGUAACAAUUGACUUCAGUUAUACUUACACGUACAUUUAUUUAUUCUUGAAUGUUUGCUUUGACAUUUCAAGCAAAUGAUUGUUUCCUGGUUGUAGUUAACCUGUAUGUGGUCCAUAAUUAUUGAGUUGAUCAAUAUAUUGAAGCAGUCAAAUAUUGACUUGUAGACCACGUAAGGAUUAAAUGAAAUUUAUUCAUUGAUUUAUUUAUACGGGAUCAAAUCCAUUACAAAAAAUAUAUACAGGGUGUUUCAGAAAAACGGGUUAAUAUUCCUAGGGUAGAAAGUACUCCAAAAAUAACAAAAAAAUUUCCUAUGAAUAUGGACCCAAAGAUGUUCCCCUACCAAGGUAGAGAGUAAUGAAGUUUUAUUUACGAAAUUUAAAAAAUAUAUUUC